Phycodurus eques (leafy seadragon) is the source of this 3777-nucleotide messenger RNA. Its product is annotated as lisH domain-containing protein ARMC9. Bases 505 to 3423 code for a protein of 972 amino acids. The transcript is spliced from 26 exons. NCBI's taxonomy places the organism in Eukaryota, Metazoa, Chordata, Actinopteri, Syngnathiformes, Syngnathidae. The record is from RefSeq and is a predicted model, not a curated record. Gene Ontology annotation, molecular function: protein binding. Gene Ontology annotation, cellular component: centriole; ciliary basal body; ciliary tip. Gene Ontology annotation, biological process: cilium assembly.
CGCCCUGGUUGCUAUGUGGUUAGCGUCUCCUCUGUGUACGGUUGCUAGCUAAUGGAUGUUUCGCUUAUAUCGAUGUAGUGUAUAAGAAGAUGCAGGCUUUUAUUCCUAUUUAUAUUGUAUUGUGACGUUUAGGGCUAGAAUGACAACGCUUUUAAGGUGUGAAUGGGCAGUGGACGAGAAUAGGUGUUGAUCUGCUGUGCUGGAGAACUGUUGCUGCUAUCAUCGAACAGCUCGCUUAAUUUCCAUCGACGAUUCUAUUUUUGCAAUCUUUAUUUUAUUAUUAUUUUUUUAAGUAGACGCUAACACACACCUACUUGAAACGAACAAAAACUAAGUAGACUGUGUGUGAUCUUUUUUUUUAAUUCACGAAAAAGCUUAAACGCCUGAAGUAUAGUAAAAUUGAGACGCUGAUGAGUGCUAUUUUGUAAACAAAACCCAACUGAGAUCGACGUGAUGCAGCCUUCAACUCUUAAUUUAUGUAUGGUUUAAGAAGUUGAUACUCGUAUGAGUUCCAGGGAGGAAGUCAAUAUGGGGGAUAUUUUAGCCACUGAAGCCAAUCUGCUUGGUAUGAUUAAGGAGUACCUUAAGGUGGAACAGUUUGAUAACACAGUUCACAGUUUUGACAAGGAGUGCAAGAGCAAAGGAAAGCUUGUGUCCAAGCCUCAAGGAAAUGCUCUGAGAGACGUUAAGACUCACAUCGUCCAGAAAGACCUCCUGAGUUCUUUCAGUGAUGGAGACUACAAGGUGUUCUUUAAGGUGUGGGGAGAUAAUAUUCCCUCUGAUCUAGAUUACACCGAUACUGAGGCCCAAAAGCUGGAGUUCUACCUUUAUAUCCAUUUUGCCAUCUACCCACUGAGAAGCCAUCCUGGAACACAAGACCAGGCAGAGUUUGAAGAGAGGAUUUCUUGUUUCAAGAAAUACCUGGAGACACGUGGGAAAGCACUGAGUCAAAUCACAGAGUUUCUGCCUUAUUAUGCUUUGCCUUUUGUGUCCAAUCCCACCAUUCAUCCCUUCUUCAAGGAUCUAUUUCAGGAUACCUGGAUAGCAAAGUUGAAGAAUAGACUUCAAGAGUUUCUAUCUGUGACAUUGAAGCCUUCAAACUGCCCGAGGCUGCUGACAUUAUAUAAGGAGGGUGGAAAGAGUUCGAAAGAAGCCUUGCAGCAGCUCCAGGUACAGCUGGUUGAGUCAGAGCUGUGCUCCGCCAACUACAUGCGCAAGUUCAGCAAGAUGCAAGCAGACUACUACCAGCUCAUUGGCAUCGCUGCUGAGCUGGUUGAAUCUUUGGAAGCCACCAUCAACGGAAAAAAUAUAUCCCCCGAGUACCUGCAAAGUGUGUUUGUUCGCCUGUUCAGCAGCCAAAUGAGGCAGAGCACAGUGCAGAUGACUGACCUCACCAGGCCUGGCACUGGAUAUUACUCUAUGAGUCCCUAUGAUGAUGGCUAUGCUUCCUCAAUACUUCGAGCAUCCAUUGCCCCACACAGAGCUAAAGAAGUGCCCAUGCUGCCCUCUCUGGAUUACGUGAAGCUGAAGAAGGACCUGCUUGAAGGAUCAGACCGUCUUAGGUCCCUGUUGCUUCAGGCGCUGCGCUGGAGACUUACGCGCUCACUUCCCGGUGAACAGAGGGACACUGUGCUUCAGGCUUACAUUAGCAAUGAUCUACUGGAACGCAACAGCACAAAGCAGGAAACUAUUCUUCAUUUACUGACUUCAAAGAAUGAAAUGGUGCGGCAGUACAUGGCUCGUCUCAUCAAUACAUUUGCCUCCUUUGCAGUCGGGCGAGGUUACCUCUCCAAAAUCCAUUUGCUUCUAAAACUCCUGAUGAAGACAAUCCGGAAGGAGGAGAAGGACACCUUGACCAGAGAGAAUGUGCUGGUGGCUCUGCAGAAACUAAGUCUUGUGAGGAACCAGCAGACAGCCAUGGUAGAAGAUGAUUUGAUUGGCUGGCUGGUGGAUGAAUUGCAUGACUCAGACUGUCUGAGCGAUUACACCCUGGAGUAUUCUGCAUCUCUUCUCAUGAAUUUGUGCCUGCGAACAAAAGGAAAAAGGAAGUGUGCAGAAAAUGCCAAGCAUGUGCUGAAGGUUCUAACUGACCUCCUCGGACAUGAUAACCAUGAGAUUCGUCCAUAUGUGAAUGGGGCCCUGUACAGCAUCCUGUGUAUCCCCUCUGUGAGACAGGAAGCAAAAGAGAUGAGUGUGGAGGAGAUUCUCUGCUGCUACAGUAAGGAGGAUAAUCGAGAGCUUCACAGACAAAUUGGCUUUAUCAUUAAACAGCUCAACUCAGCGGAGGAGGAAGGACCAGAGUCAGAAGAGGAUGAGGAUGACAAUGAUGAAGAUUUAAUAGAGUCAGACAGAGAUAAAGAGGAAGUCCUUAAGCCACAGACCACAGAGCUGUCUGGGGAAAGUCUGCUCACUACAGAAUACCUGGGUAUUAUUACCAACCUACCCAAAGUGAAGAAGAAGUCAAACCAGCAGCAUCACCCAAGCAUUGAUGAGCCUCUUCAGCGACCGGUGACCCCAAGCUCCCAUCGGAACACUAACGUAGUGAAUUACCACCCAGGCAGUCAGGGUAGUAUGGGUGGCAGAGAAGGGAGAAACCCUCAGCUUGGAAACCGUAGUGAGACGGGAAAUGCCUCUUCUUUCAAGAACAAUUCUCAACCUCACACGAGCUAUGGCAAUCACCCACGCACGGCUGAGUCCCUGCAUCACAGCACCGACCCGGAGUACGGCCGGCCGGCCAAGGCUUCUGGUCUGGACCAAUCCUAUGAGCUACAAGCCAGAAAAGGAAGCCUCCAAGAGAAACACAAUGAACAUUUUAACAGCAUAGAUUCAGUCUCCGCAUUUGCAAGCAUGCCGAGACUCGAACGGACUCCUGAGCCAGGAGCCAUCCAGAGAAAUGCCACGUGGAGUCUGGCGCCCACAUUUUCCCAGGCUGAACCCCAGCAGUGCAGCCGGCCAUGCUCUGCAGGGUCCCCGGGUGGACUGGGACGACAGACUGGAGGAAACAACAGUUUUAUCGUCACUCGUCCUCCACAACUACUGCUACAAAAAGUUGAUGAUGAGGCAGCCAGUCAACACAGAGGUGAAGAGGGAGCUGUCACCACGGCGUUGAUCUAUCUCCCCCGGCACAUCAAGUUUCCUGUAACACCAUCCUUCCAGUUUUUGAUCAGGGUCAGCGUCACAGAGAGAGGGUCGAGAAUCAGCAACGAGAGGCGGAGGGGCUUGAACAAUGCAAAGGAUUGUGAUCCUGCAUUUUUUCCCGGCUUCAGGGCAGACUUUUGCAACCCAAUACGAGGUCAGACAAUAAUCGUAUCCCCCAGCUGGCCAACUCGGUGCUCUUUGCAGCCUCGUUUGGCCCUCAAUUCUACGCUCUCUGUCGCUUUUUCUCUCUCAACAAGGUCACUUGGCACACCUGCAUAUGCGUAACAUCCUGCCACCAUGACAGAAUUUUGGUUUUAAAACUGAAGAUUAGCAUGAUGUUUACUGGUAAUGGGUUUAAGGGGCCAUAACAAAACAAAGAGAUAUGACAUUAAUAAUAGAUUUUUUUUGUAUCAUUUAACCUAUCUUGUGAAUCGUCAAGGAAUGACAUGAUCUUAGCAGGCUUACGGUCAUAGAUCAUAAUGCUGAAUGUCUAUUGUCAGUGCUUGAAUUCAAACUUGUAACGUGUAUCGCUUCGGGGACAACACAAUGCUAUUUUCUCGUUAUACAAUCUUUUUAGACCAAUAUCUAUUGCAAUGUUUACACAGAAUCUGCAAAAAAAAAUUGGAAAUUGUGUCAAUA